Messenger RNA from Lachnellula hyalina, 1464 nucleotides. It is a transcript of the gene hex-1, whose product is annotated as Woronin body major protein. Bases 1 to 1464 code for a protein of 487 amino acids. The transcript is spliced from 5 exons. The record is from RefSeq and is a predicted model, not a curated record. Lineage: Eukaryota; Fungi; Ascomycota; Leotiomycetes; Helotiales; Lachnaceae. Gene Ontology annotation, molecular function: ribosome binding; RNA binding; translation elongation factor activity. Gene Ontology annotation, biological process: positive regulation of translational elongation; positive regulation of translational termination.
AUGGUCGACACCACUGCUGCAAAGAAUCGAAUAGCCAAUAUUGGACCAUUCAUACGGGAGAGAUACACGCAUAAGCAAGAUUCAGUCGGCACACUGGAUUUUGACGCCCGCGUUCCUAUCCCUUUCAGCGUUUUUCCGUCGUCGUAUCGCAACGACGCCGUAGAACAACAGACCGUCGAGGAGACACACGUCGAGGCUGAGAUCAAUCUUCCCCACAGACAUCAAGAGCGCGUCGGACGGGAAGGUGAAUACUCUUCUGUCUCCGCACACCCCCCUCCUCAGUCUCGUACCAGCGAGUUCCGACAGGAAGAGGUCCAUAUCACUCGUGAAGAAGAUCGCCAGCACCGUCCGAGCCGCCGAGAAGAUAUCUACAUCCGCGAAGAGAGAAGACCCCAACAACUCAAGCACACCGAAACCCACGUCGACAUCGAGCUUCCAUAUCAACGCAGACACUACGACGGAGACAUCUCCAUCGAACUCCCUCGCCACCGUCGUCAACCACACGAUACCGAGCUUGACCUCACCGAACGUCAAUACCGAGCCAAGUUCCAGCCCAGCUAUCGCGAAGAGGUCCGAUUCAAUCAGACUGUAGACCCUCCCCGAUCCCGCCCAACCUAUCGCGAGGAGACCCGUGUUUCCGGUACCACUGUUGACGCGCCACGCUUUCAACAACAACCCUCCUCCUACCACGAAGAAGUUCGUGUCGGUGGUUCCACUAUUGACCCAGCUCCACGUUUCCAACAACCUUCCCACGAGGAUAUCCGCAUCACUCAAGAGACCGUCGACCCUCCUCGAUUCAAGUCCAACAAGAUGGGUUACUAUGAUGAAGAUGGUCAUUACCAUUCCUUCCGUCACGGUCUCCACCGUGCUGCCGACAAGUUGACGGGGCGUUUCCAUCAUCAUCAUCAUCAUCACCCAAAACAUCAUGACCACAUUGACCAGGAAGAAGUUGACAUCAGUGUAGGCUCCUCGGGCCCUGCUCCUGUCCGCUCUUCCGCUGGCGCCGAACAAUCCCACACGCCCAACACCGUCACCAUCCCCUGCCACCACAUCCGUCUCGGUGACCUCUUGAUCCUCCAAGGCCGUCCUUGCCAGGUUAUCCGCAUCACCACCUCUUCUGCUACCGGGCAGCACCGCUACUUGGGUGUCGACCUCUUCACCAAGCAACUGCAUGAGGAGUCCUCGUUCAUCGCCAACCCAAGCCCAAGUGUUGUUGUCCAAACUAUGCUUGGUCCGGUUUUCAAGCAAUACCGUGUUCUUGAUUUGCAAGAUGGCACUGUUGUUGCAAUGACCGAGACUGGCGAUGUCAAGCAAUCCCUUCCUGUUAUUGACCAGUCCAACCUCUGGGCCCGUCUCUCUGAAGCUUUCGAGACUGGUCGUGGCAGCGUCAGGGUCCAGGUCAUCUCCGACCAUGGCCGUGAACUCGCUGUUGACAUGAAGACGAUCCAUGGUUCCCGUUUGUAA